AUGUCUUAUUUAAGAACUAAAGAUUAAGUUUAAUAAAUUAAAGAGUAUGUAAACUCUUAAUUCUCUUCAAACAUCGUACCAUCUAUCAUGGAUUAUAUUAGAAUACCAAAUUUAUCACCUAUGUAUGAUCCAGAAUGGAAUAAAAAUGGAUUACUCAUGAAAGCUGCUGAACACAUUAAAGCAUGGGUCAUUGCUCAAGAAUUAAAAGGCGCUUCAGUUUAAAUUAUUCAAGAUGAAGGAAAACCUCCUCUCUUAUUUAUUGAAGUAAAUCCAACUGAUAACUCAGGAAAGUCCAUUCUCUUCUAUGGACAUUAUGAUAAGCAACCUCAUUUCAGUGGUUGGAUGGAAGGAACUGGACCUACUACACCUGUUAUCAUUGAUGGAAAACUUUAUGGAAGAGGUGGAUCAGAUGAUGGAUAUUCAGUUUAUGCUGCAGUAACAUCCAUUAAAGCUUGCUAAAAGCUUGGAUUCCCUCACCCUCGUUGUAUAAUUACAAUUGAAGGAGAAGAAGAAAGUGGAAGUUUCCAUUACAUGAAUUAUUUAGAAAGGCUUAAAGAUAAGAUAUAAACACCUGAUUAUAUUUUCUGCUUGGAUAGUGGUUGUGGUACCUAUGAUACUAUGUGGCUAACAACUUGUUUAAGGGGAAAUAUCAAGGCAGAAAUCACAGUCAAAGUUCUUAAUGAAGGUGUUCACUCUGGAGACGCAAGUGGAGUAGUACCUUCAGGAUUUAGAAUCUUGAGAAAUCUUUUAGAUAGACUAGAAGAUUCUAAGAGUGGUCAAGUUCAUGAAUUAUUUUAAACUAACAUUCCAGCUCAUAGAUAUUCAUAAGCUUGUGAUGUUGCAAAAGAUUUAUCAAAAGACAUUUUCUUAAAAUUCCCAUAUUCAAAUAAUACCAAAUCAAUGUCUUAAGAUCCACUUUAAGCUUAUCUUAAUAAGACUUGGAGACCUCAAUUAGCUGUAGUUGGUGCUGAUGGACUUCCUGCUUGCUAAACUGCAGGUAAUGUUCUUUUACCAGAAACAAAAAUUAGAAUCUCUUUAAGAUUGCCUCCUAACUUAGAUGCUGUUUAGGCUGGAAAAAAUUUAAAAGAGUUGAUCGAGUCUAAUCCUCCCUACGAUGCUACAGUUACUUGUGAUAUUUUAAGUUCUGCUAAUGGAUGGGAUGCAAAAGAAACUCCAGAGCAUUUAACCAACUCUUUUAAUUAAUCUUCGUUAAAUUAUUUUAACAAUGAAAGUCGUUUCUUGGCUGAAGGUGGUUCUAUUCCUUUGAUGAAUAAACUUUAAGAUAAAUUUCCUAAUAUCAAUUUUAUUGUAACUGGUGUGCUAGGUCCUCAUUCUAAUGCUCAUGGUCCUAAUGAAAUGCUCCAUUUAUAAUUUACAGAAAAUCUUAUUUGCUGUAUGAGUUAAAUAGUUGCAGAUACUUCUGCAUAUCAUUCUUAAUGA
Molecule: messenger RNA, 1440 nt
Organism: Tetrahymena thermophila SB210
Lineage: Eukaryota; Ciliophora; Oligohymenophorea; Hymenostomatida; Tetrahymenidae
Product: M20/M25/M40 family peptidase
Exons: 7
Biological process (GO): proteolysis
Molecular function (GO): peptidase activity
Source: RefSeq, a predicted model, not a curated record